This is a messenger RNA of Dromaius novaehollandiae (emu), 1000 nucleotides long. It is a transcript of the gene MED19, whose product is annotated as mediator complex subunit 19. NCBI's taxonomy places the organism in Eukaryota, Metazoa, Chordata, Aves, Casuariiformes, Dromaiidae. Gene Ontology annotation, molecular function: transcription factor binding; transcription coregulator activity. Gene Ontology annotation, biological process: positive regulation of transcription by RNA polymerase II. Bases 1 to 717 code for a protein of 238 amino acids. The record is from RefSeq and is a predicted model, not a curated record. Gene Ontology annotation, cellular component: mediator complex. The transcript is spliced from 5 exons.
AUGGAGAAUUUCUCGGCGCUCUUCGGCGGGGCUGAGCCGCCGCCGGCCGCCGCCGCCGCCGCGCUGGGCUUCGGGCCGGCCAAGGCGGCGGGCCCCGGCGUGGGGCCGCCCCCCGCCGCCGCCGCGCCGCCGCCCGGCGAGGACGCGGCCCGCAAGGCGGCCGCCGCCGGCCCCUUCUACCUGCUGCGGGAGCUGCCAGGCACCACGGAGCUGACGGGCAGCACCAACCUCAUCACGCACUACAACCUGGAGCACGCCUACAACAAGUUCUGCGGCAAGAAGGUGAAGGAGAAGCUCAGCAACUUCCUGCCCGACCUGCCGGGCAUGAUCGACCUGCCGGGCUCCCACGACAACAGCAGCCUGCGCUCCCUCAUCGAGAAGCCCCCCAUCUGCGGCAGCUCCUUCACCCCCCUCACCGGCACCAUGCUGACGGGCUUCCGCCUGCACGCCGGCCCGCUGCCGGAGCAGUGCCGCCUCAUGCACAUCCAGCCGCCCAAGAAGAAGAACAAGCACAAGCACAAGCAGAGCCGCACGCAGGAUCCCGUCCCCCCGGAAACCCCCUCGGACUCGGACCACAAGAAGAAAAAGAAGAAAAAAGAGGAGGAUCCCGAGCGGAAGAGGAAGAAGAAAGAGAAGAAGAAAAAGAAGAACCGGCACAGCCCCGAGCACCCAGGCGUGGGCAGCUCCCAGGCCAGCAGCAGCAGCAGCCUGCGGUGAGGCCUCCGCUCCGUGCAUCUCCCGGCCGCCAGGAACGGCCCCAGCCGGACUCAGCCCUCCUGCAGGGCUCGGUGGGGGCACUCCCGGCCUGUCCCCCGGCGGAGAGGACGUCCCCAUGCACUCACACGUGCUUCGUGCAGCGAGCUGGGGCCGGGGGACACGGCCUCCGCUGGACCUGGGCUGGGGUUGCUGCCUGUGACCUUUUAUACCAAAACAACUCGGUGUAUCAGGGCCUCCCUUUUUUUUUUUAUUCACCUUUUAAUUAAAGUCUCUGCUCUGAGGA